UAUAACAAAAGUCGUCGCAUAUCGGCCGUUGCCUUUCGUAAUUGAAAAAACAACUUUUGAUUCAGAAACUGUCUCUGUCUUGCUUGCUUGACCAUGUUAACGAUUGUUAACUGUGCAAGGUGCCAUGCACCAACACUGCAGCUUCGGACACAGGGUGCAAAAUCUAUCCGCUGCACCACCUGCAAGGCUGUCACCCUCGGAAAACAGCUCCUGUCUCCGUCGCCUUACAACCAUGCUCCGCCAGGACCUCUACCUCAGGUCCAUAGCAGCAAGCGAGCCGUGUUAUGUGGUGUGUCAUAUAAGAACUCCCGGUACGAGCUCGAUGGUUGCGUUCAUGAUGCCGAGUUAAUGAAGGCCUUGCUGAUUAGUCAGUUCAAGUUCCCCGAAUCUUCCAUUGUCCUUCUCACUGAAGAAGAAAGUGAUCCUAACAGGCGGCCGACCAAAUACAACAUGAGAAUGGCAUUGUAUUGGCUUGUGUUGGGUUGUCAAUCGGGGGAUUCUCUGGUGUUCUAUUACUCUGGCCAUGGGUCACAGCAGAAGAACUACGAUGGAGAUGAGAAGGAUGGUUAUGAUGAAACAAUUUGUCCCUCAGACUUUGAAACUGAAGGACCGAUUGUCGAUGACGAAAUCAACUGGACAAUUGUCAGGCCUCUUCCUCGUGGGGUUAAGCUUCAUGCAGUCAUAGAUGCUUGCCAUAGUGGCACUGCCUUGGAUUUACCUUUCCUCUGUAGAAUGGAUGACAGGCAAGGAGGAUACGUCUGGGAGGAUCAUCGCCCUCGAUCCGGUUUGUGGAAAGGAACAAGUGGUGGAGAGGUCAUUUCCUUUAGUAGCUGUGAUGAUGGUCAAAACUCUAUUCAAAUUUCGUCGAGCAAUAUUCCUUCAACCGGUGCAAUGACAUCUUGUUUCAUCCAAGCCAUUUUACAUGGACAUGGAACAACUUACUGGAACCUGAUAAAUGCAAUGCGGUCUAUGAUCUCUCGGAUGCUACUGCCACAAGAUGAAGAAGAAGAAGAAGGUUGUUGUGCAAUAUUAUGCUUUCUGGCAACGCUCUUAACAGGAAAGAGUCCGACCAGUGGAUCAAGACAGGAACCGCAGUUGACAGCCAGUGAACCAUUUGAUGUGGAAACAAGGCUUUUCUCUUUGUAACUUGUAAAAACUAAAGGCCCAAUAGUCCAGAGUCCACACCCUUGUUUGAUGUCUGUUGAUCAAUGAUUAAGGCUCUCGACGUGUAAUGAUUUUUUCCAUUAUUCAUUUUGUCAAAACCCUGCGAUCUUAAUGGUUUUGCUUACUUUCUUGCUAGUUGCUACAGUAAUUAUUGCAAG
Theobroma cacao (cacao) is the source of this 1322-nucleotide messenger RNA. Its product is annotated as metacaspase-1-like. Gene Ontology annotation, biological process: proteolysis. Gene Ontology annotation, molecular function: cysteine-type endopeptidase activity. Lineage: Eukaryota; Viridiplantae; Streptophyta; Magnoliopsida; Malvales; Malvaceae. Gene Ontology annotation, cellular component: cytoplasm. The record is from RefSeq and is a predicted model, not a curated record.